Messenger RNA from Morchella sextelata, 2547 nucleotides. RefSeq lists its product as uncharacterized. The coding region runs from base 1 to 2547 and encodes 848 amino acids. The record is from RefSeq and is a predicted model, not a curated record. Gene Ontology annotation, molecular function: protein binding. The transcript is spliced from 3 exons. Lineage: Eukaryota; Fungi; Ascomycota; Pezizomycetes; Pezizales; Morchellaceae.
AUGGCUGAUCUUCCUAUUGGAGAUAGCAAUUGGAUGGUAAAAUUCAAUGAGUUACAAAAGCGACAGGUCGAUGCUUUGGUCUUGCAGAACGAGAAUCAAAAGUUACAAUUGGAAAUUCUUUCAUUGCAGCUAAAAGUCGAAAACAAGAGAAAGACGCAUACGUCUCUAGAUGGACGAGAAGGGGCCAAGUUAGAGAUUGGAGAUACCAUUCAACCGCAGCAGGAGUCAUCGCCGCUGGGAGAAACUUCCUUGACCCCUGUACCGGAGUUCGUGAUGCAGGCAUUUGAUUCAAAUAUUAACCAAGGAUUUGCACAGUACCCCAAUUAUAAUCUUGAGGGUUCCCAGGACAGUAAUAUCUUUCCGGAAGAGAACCAGGAUUUGCCAGAAAUUCAGCAACAACAACAAUCAGACACUAUGAUAGGAUUACCGGAAAUCACCAACCUGGACGUGGCGGAUCAACAUCAACGACCAAAUGUUAUGAUGGAACUACCAGACAUGGCUAACCUUGACGCGGCGGAUAGUCGGCUUAUGAUGGCACUUUGUUAUAAUAUGCCACCUCCGCCUCUACAAACAACUAUGACAUCUGAUCCUUUCACUCCAACCAACAAACGCACUGAAAAUCAAGGAAAUGGUCUCCAUAGUAUGACCCCGGAUAACCUUACACCUCUUGAGACUGUGAAGGCACACCGCCAUGGGCAUCGUCGCCCAUCAAUCAUCAGGACUCCAGUAUCUCCAAUAGAGUCGCCAAGGGUUAAACGUGCUCGUACAAGCGAAAUUGGAAUCGGCUACUUGGAUUAUAGCCCCAAUAUUUUGGGUGGCUUCAAUGGAGAUAUUGACCAACGUGGACCCCUGAGUGAAGCUUUGCAAACUUAUGCUUCAGAUGUCGAGAAACUUGCAUUCGCGCUUGCUAGAAAGGACCUAGAGGAGUGCGUCCUGGAACUAGCACUUGCUGAAGAAGGUAUUGCCAAGUUACUGGAUGACAAUUCUGCCUCUGGAGUUAUACCAAGCGGGGGACUUGUCAGGAGUGCCUUGUUAAAAAGGUGCAACAAAAAUGGUAGAAAGGUUGUGUUUAAUAAAGACAUUUAUCCUAUGAGUAUUGGCUUGAAUGAAGGUAGCAAUGUCGGGGCAUUUAAAAAUCUGCCCUUAGAGCUCCUGAUUCAUAUUGUUACGUUCCUACCGCUAGGAACUGCACUCAAAUUUAUCCUUUCUGUUUGCAAGUCGUUUCGCGCAUUGAUGUCCGAACCUAUUCUCUGGAAUAAAAUGGUUAUCGAGCUUAAGAAUCAAGAAUUGAGCUCCGACGGAUUUAUACGUCUAAUCCGCACCUUACCAGCGACCUCUAUCCGUUAUUUCAGCAUUGAUACAGCAAGCUAUGACAUAGGAGUCAUCAAUGAAGUUAUUGAGCUGUUGAUAAAAGGGAAACAAUUUGGCCUUACUUCACUCCAUAUCUCUGGGAAAAAACUCAGUCUCGCGGCGAUCUUGGGCGUAGUAAAACGCUUAUGGGCCGAUAGAAUCACAGUAUUUUCUCUUACUGAUGUGACACACACGAAGGUUGAUCCGGAGCAAACCAUUAAACAAGUUCUAUCACUCAUGCCUAACUUGAAAAAGUUGAGAAUGGAGGGUGGAACCUGGGAUAUUAAAGCUCUAAGAUCUCUAUCGUGCUUACACGGCCAACUUAGAAAUAUUGAAGGGAGCAGACUCGUUGGAGAUAACAGAUUAACCCAUAUGAGUUUCUCGGGAUCGAAAACUAUGAUUUGUUGGGAUGAUCUUAAAGACUUUGGGAAAUGGUUUCCAGAAGUCGAGGAGCUGUUCAUUCAAUGUGUUUACGCCAAUGAAACUGAAUGGAUCAAAAAUUAUGCUAAUGGGCCGGCAAAACCUGGGGUUGAGGGGAUGGCGGUGGCAUUUGAAGGGGCCAAGUAUAAGUACAGAACACCAAACUAUGUCGAUAUUUCGUGGGUCCCUAUGUCAAGGUUAAAGUAUUUUGGAUGCGGCAGUAUCUGCGAACAGACCAAAAAGCAUCAAGUUAAAGCCUUUGAAGAUAUUCAUGCUGCCUAUAUUUGGAGCCUACUCAGGGGAAGUAGAGAAACCUUAGAGCGAUUGGAGCUUAGUCGCGGACAGGAAACCUCCAAGGAACGUGGCAAAGGCAAUGGCAAAUUCCAUGCACCUCUUCCACAACUUAUACUGGUGCCGUUGAGAGGUAUGCACGGUGUGGAUUUCCCAAAGUUGACAUACCUUUUCCUCGGCUUUUGGGAUAUCCAUUGGGAGUGGUUCACUGCCUUUAAAUCAUCCAAUGAUGAGACCAACCUCCUCGCUGAAGCUCCUGGGACCAUGGACGAGCUCAACGGAUCAACACCCAUUUUAGGUUUUGAAAACGUCAAGAAAUUUAUCUUCUGGGGAUGCACUGGUAUCCCAAAGGAUCAAGAUACUGCGGGAGGAAAGUCCUGGGUGCUCGAUUUGAAAAAAACUUGGGGCGAGGAUUUGGAAGCAAUUGAUGAGUCUAUUGGCCAAUACGAAGCGUUGAAAGGCAAUAAGGGCAUGGGUUCCUGGUAA